AUGAAAAAUUCAGGUGUCAAAUUGCUACUCAUAACGAUCAUCUUGCCUUUGUUCAUCGUGAGCUCGGUUGCACGAUCAAAUAUCCUGGCUGGAAACAAACUACCCGACCAUGGCACGAGGGCUAACGGUGACCUAUUGAUGCGUAAGCUGGGAUUUGACGAGGCUAAGUUUGAAUACUAUCAAAGGAAAGCGAAGUACGACACGGGCAACGUCGCGAUGGUCCUGUCCGGGCGCAGCCAUAGACUUGGAACGAAAGGAUCCUUUCGGGCGGCAGACAUAGACUUGCAACGAAAGGACUUGGAACGAAAGGAUCGUCAUGGUCUGUUCGGGCGACAGACAUAG
This is a messenger RNA of Striga asiatica, 342 nucleotides long. The record is from the annotation of a GenBank genome assembly. Lineage: Eukaryota; Viridiplantae; Streptophyta; Magnoliopsida; Lamiales; Orobanchaceae.